Molecule: messenger RNA, 2391 nt
Organism: Clonostachys solani
Lineage: Eukaryota; Fungi; Ascomycota; Sordariomycetes; Hypocreales; Bionectriaceae
Source: the annotation of a GenBank genome assembly
AUGCAUGUUCUCAGCACGUUGCGAGCGUCUAUCCAUGACGCGAAAACGGUUUCGAAGUCUGAUUCUGGUUCGGACAAGAAUCAACUUUCCUUGGCGAUCAGAGACGCGCGCAUACCAUUCACCAGCACACCGUCGCUAGUUGAUGAUGUGUGUAGCUUGCUCGCCUCCCGCACCAAGUUAUGCCAUGUCUGCCAGUCAUUCUCAUCGCAGCUCUCAUCAUGGAUAAGAAAGCCAACGUUUGAUGAAUUACUACAGUGGCCGGAGCGAAAUUUCGCAAAAGAUCGCCUGGCUGCUCUCUCGGAUGGCUAUCGUCUCCUCCCUCCAGAACGUGUUGACCCAACCACACCUCGACCAAGCAAUGCCUUUAAGCAUCAUCGGCCUGCUCGAGAUCUGCUCAAGUCAGCCAAGAAGUGCCGAUUUUGCGAAUUGCUCAAACUGGCCAUCGUUCUGGACUCGAAUCGAAGGCGCGGUUAUCCAUAUGAUAAGACGAAAACGCCGCUGGGAGAAAUUUUGAUGCAAUACAACCGUGGAUCGGGCGGGCCUGAUGUUACUAACAUUAUUGAAGGAUUGCAGGCUAGUGAAGAUGCAAUUUACUUGAUGGUAGAACCGUAUCCGAUGGGCGGUUACAUCAAAAGUGGUUUUUCUAAGUCUGUUCUUGGAAAUAUCCGUGUUAUCUGGCAAAAACCAAAAAGAAUGUUGACAGGAGAGGCUCAAGCUGUUGUCUUUACUCGUUUAAUAAGUCUUUUCGCGAUUUACUUUGGUCGCGCCGACGUUGACAGAAUCCUAGAUUCGGCGUUACAGCCAUUCAUUUCUACACGACAGCCACUACACAACUCUGGAUCUCCGGACGCGAUGGCUCUGAUCGGAGAAUGGUUCAGUGGGUGCCGCUCCCGCCACGGUGAAUGUUGCAGACGAACAGUAUCACGCCAAGUUAUUCCGGAAGACGAGCUUCAUGUCAUGCCAAGUCGAGUGAUUGACGUAGGACUUGACAGCCCCAACCAAGAUCCUCAUCUAGUUGAAAAUGAAGGACAGACAGUAGGACAAUGGGUCGCACUUAGUCAUUGCUGGGGGAAAGAAAAGAACCAUCCGUUAAAGACCACUCGACGGACUUUGGCCCGGCAUCUCAAGGGUAUUCCUCUGUCGUCGAUGCCCAGGACGUUUGCAGAUGCCGUCGCGGUUUGCAGAUCGCUAGGGCUACGCUUUCUUUGGAUCGAUUCUCUCUGCAUCGUGCAAGAUGAUGAGGAUGAAUGGGAGAAGGAAUCGCAGAUGAUGGGAACAGUGUACGAGCAUGCAGUACUUACGCUCGCCGCUUCAGAUGCUAUUGAUUCGACACGCGGUUUAUUUCUUGAGCGGCCAUAUGCUCAUAUAAAGUUUCCAUCAGUGCAGCUUCCGCUUCUUACAGCAGAGUCAGACAGCAGGCGCCAAACGACGCUCGGCAGCUACUCGGUCGGGAUCGAUUGGCGACAGGAGCCAUUCAUGACUUAUUUGCAUCCUCACUGGACCCCGUUGGCAACAAGAGGAUGGUGUACGCAAGAACUGAUUCUGUCACGUCGCGUUGUGCAUUUUCUAACAGAGGGUAUGCUGUGGGUAUGCAGAGAUAAAGCAGAAGAUGAAAACGGGCAGAUGAUUCACGGCCGGCUAACUGAGCGUGAUUGGAGCACCGAAUGGGGUAAAAUCAUUUUGGAACACUCUCAGCGGGCAUUUACCUUUGAGAAAGAUCGUCUGCGAUCGCUGGACGGCUUGGCGAAGGAGCUUAGUAAAGUCAAGAACAAUAGUUGCAAUGUCGGCGAGUAUUUCUACGGAACCUGGCUGGCUGACAUCCCGGAGUACAUCCUUUGGGCGUCUUAUCGAACUGGGAAGAAGAAUCCACGUUGUCCAUCGUGGUCAUGGGCAUCCUGUGCCGGUCCUGUCUGGCUUCGAUUCCGAGAUUUUGACAACCUUAGGCAGGAUGAUUUCUCCCAAUGUUGCAAAGUGCUCGGAGUAAGUAGCACGAGUGGCGCCUUGACCAUAGAAGGGAAGGUGGCAGAUAUCAGCCAUCUCAUCUUGCAUCUGAUGCGACGAAACGGCACCAAGGACCUUAUGGGACAGAAUGGAAAUGCCACAUACCGACAACCCGUUAUACAAGGUUACGCUGUAGGUUCUAAAGGUGAGGAGCCAUAUGGCUGGGUCGAGUUUGAUGACGACCGGGAUGCACUCGCCAUGUCAGAACCAAUAUAUUUCGUUCAUUUAGCUAAUGGCGAAUACUACACACCGCCUCUCAUACAACACUGGGGACUCAUUCUGGAGAAGGAGAAUGGAUAUGAUAACAGAUAUAGCCGCGUUGGAAUGUGUUCGUUAUGGGACUCAAAGCUGUUUGCGGACUUGAGAGCCUCAAGAGUUGAAAUCAUUUAA